AUGACACAAAAUUCAUCAAUAAAAGUUGGUUUUGUUGGGUUAAAUUGUGCAAAUACAUUGGCAAUAAAGACCCAUUGUCAGGCCAUUUUGCAGGUUUCAUCUUUUUUUGAAAUAUCAGCCAUAUAUAAUGAUAAUAUCCAAGAAUCACUUGAUAUCAUAGACAGAUUGAGUCUUCAAGAUGCCGUUGCGUAUCCAUCACUAAAACAAUUAGUUUCCAACUCCGGUAUAGACAUGAUUGUUUUCACAUCAAAUGGUGAACAAUUAUAUGAUAAAAUAAUGUCUAUUUUAGAUAAUAUUAGGGAAGAAAAGAAUCAAAUUAAAUAUUUACUUUUCGAAUGGUCAUUAAACUUCAGUCUUACACAAACUGAAUUUCUUGCAAACCAGACGAUUGAAUUAGGUAUACAGACAAUAAUAUCUCUACAAAGCAGGAAGUCACCUUACAUAAUAAGGGCGAAAGAAUUAAUAGAAGAUGGAUCAAUAGGUAAUAUUAACUCUAUAGAGGUAGCUGGUAAUGGAAAUUGGUUUGGUUAUGAAAGACUGCAAAAAUCACCACAAUUUCUUUAUGAAAUGGACGCUAGGAGGGACCUCGUAAGUUAUUGCUUUGGGCAUACUAUUGAUGCGUUGGAAUACAUUACAGGUUCAUACUUCAGUACCAUCAAUUCAAUGAUAUUCAAUAAUAUUCCCGAGCAAGUUCUGGUUGACGAUAUGGGAAAUUCUCUUGGUAAAAAAGUACAGAAAAAUGUACCGGAUCAUUUAUUAUUCCAGGGGAAAUUAAUUAAAGGAAAUGUACCUGUAUCAUGUAGUUUCAAAGGUGGGAAGCCGACCAAGAAAUUCACUAAAAAUCUCGUGAUUGAUAUACAUGGUACAAAAGGUGAUUUGAAAAUUGAAGGUGAUGCAGGCUUUAUAGAAAUAUCGAACUUAGUAUUAUAUCAUAGUGGUAUCAAAGUUAAUAUCAACGCUGAUAUUCAAGACCCACCUCCUGAGGGACAAGUAAUCUACAAUACAGACGAUGAAGUUUUAGAAUUUUUUCAUUAUAGGAAUUAUAAUGCUUUGGUGGGAAACAUGGCAAAAUUAUACCAGUCCAUUGCAGAUUUUAAUGAUCAAAAAAAUGGUAAGUUUCACGAUGCCUCACUAUUACCAAUUUCACAGAAACCCAAAGCAGAUGAACUCAUCCUUAUCCAGGGGCUACAAAUGGAUGGAUUUCCAACCCUGUUAGACGCAUUAGCAUUAUAUAGAUUAGUCGAAAACGUUUAUAAAAGUAACGCUGUAGGCUCAACUCUAAACGUGAGUAAUAUAAAUCAAUACCCAUAA
Molecule: messenger RNA, 1311 nt
Organism: Maudiozyma saulgeensis
Lineage: Eukaryota; Fungi; Ascomycota; Saccharomycetes; Saccharomycetales; Saccharomycetaceae
Source: the annotation of a GenBank genome assembly